Didymodactylos carnosus is the source of this 2316-nucleotide messenger RNA. The record is from the annotation of a GenBank genome assembly. NCBI's taxonomy places the organism in Eukaryota, Metazoa, Rotifera, Eurotatoria, Philodinida, Philodinidae.
AUGACGUCCUUGGUUUAUAUUAAAGCUUAUUAUACAAAUUCAAACCAAGCUCAAGCUGAAAUACGCCGCUUUACGAUUGAUAUUUCGCCAGGAAAUGACGUUUAUCGUGAUUUAACGACAAAGGUUGCUACAUUUAAUCCUGAUAUACAAUUAAAUGGUUUCACAUUACAAUAUGUUGAUGAUGAAAAUGAACGUAUUACAUUCAGUUCAAAUGAUGAACUGCAUUCAGCUAUAGCAACAAAUAAAGGUUCAACACUGAAAAUAUUUGUUACACCAAAUGCUUCGUCUCAACAACAAAGAGAAUCAACAGCAACAAGCACGGCAGUACCUGGAAGAGUUACUACUAAUAAUACAAGAUCAGAUGGUGAAUGUCAUGUUGGUGUCGUAUGUGAUGGAUGCAAUGGUCCUGUUAUUGGUAUACGUUACAAAUGUUUUGUUUGUCCCAAUUAUGAUUUGUGUGAACAAUGUUCCGAUAAAGGUAUUCAUUCUGAACAUAUUACGCUUAAAAUAACAAAACCAGGUAACAACGCUAGUGGUUCUUCCUAUUACCAUCCAUACUGUCAUCAAGGAAGACGUCAUUUUGGUGGUCAAAAUGAUGGUGGGCACAGUUCACAACAUCCGCAUCACCGUCGGCGAUUUUGGAAUCAUCAUCAACAACAACGAUCGUCAACCAGAGAUACUCCAACAACAAAUCAAACAUCAGGUACCCCAACACCACCAUUUCCAUUUAUCCCCGAUCCACAAUUUUUUGAAUAUAUACAAAAUCAAUUACCUCAGUGGAUGCCAAAUGCUGAAAGUGCCGUUCAUCUUCGAACACAUAUGCAACAACAUUUCAACAACCUAAAAGAAAAUAGCCAGAAUCACAUAACAAAUUCAAAACAUUACCUUGAAAAUGUUGGAAAGUUUCUACAACAAGCACUCUCACCAUUCGGCAUUGAUUGCGAUUAUUCUGUUGAUGAGCAUACAAAACAACAACAACAACAACCUACAGCUACUGAUGAUCAACCAACUCAAUCGCAACAACAAGAACAUCCACAAAGUGCUGUUAAUGAUAGUAAAGAAAUGCAAACAGAAAAUGAAAGCGUUCCAUUGACAAAACUAACAGAAUCAAUCUCAACACCUAUGGAAUCUGUUAGUGCAGCCCUGCAUGAACCAAGUGCUGUCCCAAAAACAUCGGUUUAUCCUGAAUUACCAGCAAAUAAUAACAAUGGUAAUAAUGCUUCAAUUUCAACAAUUCUUAACGCCUUUAGAGCUACACAAUCAUCGACUUCAGCACCGCCGCCGCCAAAAAUAAACACGAUGGACAAGCAAAUUGAUGAAUGUGUCGAGUGUAUGAAAGCAAUGGGUUUUGUUGAUACCAAUGGUGUUCUUACAGAAUUAGUACGUUCCAAAGAAGGAGAUCUCAACCAGAUCGAUAUAACAUCAUCCAGCAGUAUUUAUCGUGAAUUGGUAACAAAAGUAAUUACUUACAAUCCGAACAUCCAAAUAAAUGGUUUUAAAUUGCAAUAUAUUGACAAUGAAAAUGAACAUAUUACAUUUUCAACGGACGAAGAAUUAAAAUGUGCAAUAGCAACAAAGAAAGAAUACUUAUUAAAAAUAUUCGUUGUACCAAAUUCAAUUCAAUCAUUAAUUCCAUCACACUGUGAUUAUUGCCAUAAGGAAAUUAUUCGUGGUGAAUCCUAUAAAAUACAUCAUAAAACAUUAUGUAAAACAUGUUUAACUCGACAGCACGAACGACGUCGUUCGUUAAAAAGUAGUUCAUCAUCGAAACAACCACGUCCAUUGACCACAUCACAUCCAUAUUAUUGUUAUACACAUCCAAGAAUGUCACCGUCAUCACAUGAUACCUAUCCCGAUGUUCAGUAUACACCAUUUUCAUUUAUUCCACCAUGCAUAGUAUCACCAUUAACAUCGAUUGCUGAACAUUUAGAUCGUAUACAUAAAUUAUCAUCGAUGUCUCUUGUUUCACAAUCGCCAACAACAACUCAAACUACCACUACAACAACUUCGACACAAAAUCAACCAUUGGUUGAUGAUUUAAGUGACACAAUGGGUACAACUCCAUCUAUUGCAAUGCCGAAUUUGAAUACAAUGAACUUAUCAUCGCAUAAAACACAAAUAGAAGCAACUGCUACUGAUUUAAAAAACGAUGAUAACGAUUUUGAAAAUAAACUUGAUGAAUGUGUUAAUCGUUUAAAAACAAUGGGUAUUUUUCUCAAUGAAAAUGAUUCAUUAAUUGAUCUAAUCAAAUCGAACGAUUAUGACAUCAAUCUAGUAUUAACCGCACUUAGUGUGAAAGAAACGAAGAAUCGUUGA